Messenger RNA from Triticum turgidum subsp. durum (durum wheat), 1071 nucleotides. The record is from the annotation of a GenBank genome assembly. Lineage: Eukaryota; Viridiplantae; Streptophyta; Magnoliopsida; Poales; Poaceae.
AUGGACGCUCUCGCGCCCGCCCCCACCCGCCGCCGCCUCCUCGCCGGCGCGGCCGCCGCCACCGCCGGCUACGGCCUCUACCGCCUCUACCUCCACCACCGCCGCCGCAUCGCCGCGGCGCUCUCCCUCGCCAACGCGCUCUCGCAGGCCGGCUCCGACCUGGCCGACUUCCUCCGCUCCGACUCCGACCAGGUGCCCCGCAGCCUGCGCCAGCUCUCCAAGCUCGCCGCCUCCGACCACGUCUCCUCCGCCGCCUCCGCCCUCUCCGAGUCGCUCGCCUCGGGGGCCCUCCGCGCCUUCUCCUCCCACCGGGCCCCGGAUCCUUCCUCCCCGCCGCUGCACGACCGGAUCUUGGACCGCCUCCUUUCCCCCGCCGGCGCCGGGUUCGCCUCCGCCGUCCUCGGGAGCUUCGCCAGGAACCUCGUGCUCUCCUGCCGUGAUCCCGAGGCCCCGCCCCGCGCCCCCGGCCAGCCGGACUGGCUCGCCGCGCUGUGCAGCGACAGGGGCAAGGAGGCCGCCGCGGAGCUCGUCCGGGUGUUCGUCAGCACCGCCGUCGCCGCCUACCUCGACAGGACCGCCGCCGUGCGCACCUCCGACCAGGUGCUCGCCGGCGUCUCUAACCCCAAGCACGACGCCAAGCUCAAGGACCUGCUCGUGUCCGUCUGCAACGGCGCCGUCGAGACGUUCGUCAGGACCUCGCGGCAGGUCACAAAGGAGGCCUCCAUUUCUCGAGCUGAAGCAGCAGUGGCGGCGCGAGAGGUCUGCAAUUCAGGUCCUAGCUGUGUAAUGGAGAGAGUAUCGACCACGUUGGCCAUGCCAAGCAACCGGAGGUUUGUGCUGGAUGUUACUGGCAGGGUCACCGCCGAGAUGGUCCGGUCAUUCCUCGAGUUCUCGACUCAGCGCGUGUCCGCUGGUGCACGAAAGAGCAUUGUCAUUGCCCGGGAUGAAAUCACCGAAAGGGGUCUUGUCGCGGUCAAGUACCUGAGCGCCAAGUCCAUGGCCAUCUUCACCUUAUGCCUCACAAUGUGCAUGCACAUUUCGGUUGGAAUGAGGUUCCCGUUGCCGGCCUAG